This is a messenger RNA of Desarmillaria tabescens, 416 nucleotides long. RefSeq lists its product as uncharacterized. The transcript is spliced from 2 exons. The record is from RefSeq and is a predicted model, not a curated record. NCBI's taxonomy places the organism in Eukaryota, Fungi, Basidiomycota, Agaricomycetes, Agaricales, Physalacriaceae. The coding region runs from base 116 to 337 and encodes 73 amino acids.
GUUCCUCGCUGGUUUCAUCUCGUUCUUGCACAUGUGCCGUAGCACAGCCAUAACAUCGAAUAUGGCACUCACAGCAGUACCUUCUAUCUCCACUGUUUUGCCGUAGUCCUUCACUAUGCCCUCCGCCGCUGCUUCCAACUUCUUCAGGUGCAUCUGUUUUGCUUCCAUCGUUUUUGAUCUCGUCAUCUCGAAACUCGUGUCUCCGAGCUUGUCUGGUGGUUCCGGAGUUACGGACAUUGUUUUGUUUGUUGUCUUGCUGGUAGGUAAGAGAUUACAAGCAGUAUAUACGCGUAUCUAUCCUCGUAACGCCUUCCCGGUUCCCUUCGAGCGGUGCUAGUGGACCGUGGGAAAAUCCUGGUGGUGGCUGUAACGGAUCAAGAGGCGUCCCUUAUCAUGAAGAUGUUGGCUGGCCGUAC